GCAGCCCUGGGUGUUGGGCGUGUAGACGGCGAGCCCCGCCGAGCCGCGGUCCAGUCGGAGGUGCUAACUGUGCAUCUUGACAUCUGUCCACAGCCACAGGGUUGGAUUGCUCAGGGGUUGUGCUGAGGCCCAGCAAGGCUAGAGGCUAGUCUUGAAGUCUCCAGGGAUCAGAGCGAUAGCUCAGGCUGAGUCUCAAGGCGGACGGCGACCAGACGGCCAGACUGGAAGGCGACCGGCAGCCUCAGGCAGGGGAGACUGGCCUCUGGGUCAGAGAAUAGACGGCGCUUGGAUGCCGGGAAUUCUCUGUAGCAGGAGACUGCCCUAUCCAGAAGAUGACUCAAGACCGGCCUCUGCUUGCUGUGCAGGAGGCCCUGAAGAAGUGCUUCCCCGUGGUGGAGGAGCAGCAGAGCCUGUGGCAGAGCGCCCUGCUAGACUGCCAGCCCCUCCUGGUCUCCCUCAGCAACCUGGCGGAACAGCUGCAGGCCGCACAGAACCUGAGAUUUGAGGAUGUGCCGGCGCUUCGGGCCUUCCCAGACUUAAAAGAGCGACUGAGGCGUAAGCAGCUGGCGGCUGGUGACAUCGUCCUGGACAAGCUAGGGGAAAGGCUAGCCAUCCUCCUCAAGGUGCGAGACACGGUCAGCAGCCAUGUGGAGCGAGUGUUUCAGAUCUAUGAACAACACGCAGACACAGUUGGCACUGAUGCUGUCCUGCAGUCUUCAGUGGCGAGCCCCUCUGUGGCUGACAUGUUGGAAUGGUUGCAAGAUAUUGAGAGGCAUUAUCGAAAUUCGUACCUGAAGAGAAAGUAUCUUCUUUCUUCUAUCCAGUGGGGAGACUUGGCAAACAUCCAAGCUUUGCCGAAGGCCUGGGACCGAAUUUCAAAAGAUGAACACCAAGAUCUUGUACAGGAUAUCCUAUUGAAUGUGUCCUUCUUCCUGGAAGAGUAAGGAAGCUGUGUUUAUCUGGAGACAACGGGCACCACAGUUGAAGACUGACAUUGCUGCACCCUGCUAUUUCUAAAGAAACGUCAGUAUUUCAAUCUGACAUAUUUGAAAUAUCAAUGAGUUGAACCUGAAGACUGGGUCCUGGGGGGGAUUAGUGCUUAGAUGUCUGAAGGAGCUGCUGCAUGCCAGGCCGUGGCUGAGAGUAUGUGAGCCAUGCGCCUUGCCCUUUUCUGAGGCUCAGGGAAGUGGAUGGAGAUAGAGAGAAAGCAGGAAGAACAUAGUGCCUUGCAUCCAUUGUAGACUUGAAGAGGUAAGGAAGGCUAGGACAGGAGGCAAAGAGCCACACUGCCCUUGGUAUCAUCCACAGCAUCGUCUGGUUGACAGCAGGUCCUGGCUUUGUGUCUUUUGUCAAUACUUGAAUCCUCGACAAAAGGAAAACUGGUUUUGAUGAUUUAAAGAAAUAAGUGUGAUUUUGACGGAAUAUAUUUAAAAAAUUUUGACCAAUUGCAAUAGUUAUCAUCAAGCCAAUUUCCAGCGCCUGCCACCAGGGGGAGGUGGUGCAGCAUGAAUCCUGAAUGCUUUGUCUUUGAAGGGUUCCUCAUUACUGUUACUCUCAGAGGAAGUCAC
Sapajus apella (tufted capuchin) is the source of this 1568-nucleotide messenger RNA. RefSeq names its product chromosome unknown C1orf109 homolog (gene AIRIM). Gene Ontology annotation, cellular component: nucleus; cytoplasm. The record is from RefSeq and is a predicted model, not a curated record. NCBI's taxonomy places the organism in Eukaryota, Metazoa, Chordata, Mammalia, Primates, Cebidae. The coding region runs from base 333 to 944 and encodes 203 amino acids. The transcript has 6 exons.